Molecule: messenger RNA, 2670 nt
Organism: Nomia melanderi (Alkali bee)
Lineage: Eukaryota; Metazoa; Arthropoda; Insecta; Hymenoptera; Halictidae
Gene: mtTFB2
Product: mitochondrial transcription factor B2
Biological process (GO): transcription initiation at mitochondrial promoter; rRNA methylation
Cellular component (GO): mitochondrial matrix
Molecular function (GO): mitochondrial transcription factor activity; rRNA (adenine-N6,N6-)-dimethyltransferase activity
Source: RefSeq, a predicted model, not a curated record
UUUGAGCACAACGGUCAGCUUCAGUUUGUAAAUCAUUCUUGCCCUUUUCUAUUAUAUUUAAACCUCCAUGACUCAUAACGUCUCUUAUAAUUUUACCUGCUCUCACAGUAGCACAUAUAGAGGAUGCCACUAUGCGUGACACUAAGGAAGCUGUCUGAGCCAUAUCUCAAAUUUUCUUGUGAAUAGUAAUAGAUAUUAACUCUAUAUUCUUGAGAUUAGAGGAACUGUGUCUUUUAUGAACAACACUUUCAAUAUGUUGGGCAUACAAUCAUUCUGCUUCAAACUAGGAAAACAUUGUAAUAAAAAGAAUUACUUUUCUCAAGGCUACAUUGAGUAAUACAAAGAAAAAGGUUACAGAAUUUUGCAAUAGACUUUCACAAAAUUUUAUUUAGUAUCUCAAUUAUUCAUUGUUAUAAGAAAUAAAAAUCUUAAACUUUGAUCACAAAUAUUAUAAGUAAUUUUAAUUGAUACAAAAACUGUUAGAAAGAAUAAUUUAAAUGUCGUUUAAAUUUCGUUUUCGUUCUUGGUUGCAUACACAGCUAUUUAAAAAAAUAUAAAAUUCAUACCUUUAAUAAUUGUAUACGUAAAAGAUUGCUAGAUAAACCUCCGAUCGAUACAUGUUUUUACAUUUUUUUGGUUUCAUAUGAAACCAUUAAAAAUUUACAGUUAAAUAAUUUUUUAAAACGUAUUUUUGUGACAGUAAAAUACUAUUGUUAUGAAAUGGCAUUAACACAUUUCCUUAAUGUACAUAAUUAUUCAUAAAAAUAGAAUUUUGUUGUCAGAUACUAGAAAAUGACGUAAGAAAAACAUAGAAGAGAAGAUACUUACAAAGUACUAAUGCUAUCUUAAUCAACAUAUCAAAAUGUAAUGUUAUAAUAUUUUUGUUAUAAUAAAGUUCAAUAUAUCUACAUAAUCCGUACAAUGUAUAAAACACUUUUACGUAUAAGGAAAUUUUAAAAAAAUACAGAAUCUAUGUUUUGUAUAUUUGUUAUGUAUCGCAAUAUUUUUUAUCACAGCUGGUACAAUUUUGCGUACAAGAUGCUGAUAAUACGCAGCCGUAACUAAAUUAUAAAAAUGAAAACUUAAUAACAAUUCUUAAGUAAUACCGUGAAAUAUAAAAUAUUUAUUAAAAAUAAAUCAACUCCGGAAUGUUAAAUUAUUUUCAAAACAUGUUCAAUAACCUAACCGUAAAUUAACUUUUCAAUAUGUAAAUUCUAUAUUUCUGACAAAAACAAACGAUAAGUAAGAAAGAAUUAGUAUGAUGCGGCAAAAGUUGUUAUUAUCAACAUAUAAUUUCAAAUUGUUAUUUCAAAAAUCUUGUAAUAGUAACACUGAUCAUUUAAUAAAGAAAUCUGCUUUAGAAAUAAGUUCAAUACGAUUACUAUAUUGUGUUCAAACAAAGCUACUUUCUGACAAAAAUUUUAUUCUGGACUACGUAAGAAAUAUUAAUUUAGAACAUGAACAAAAUAUUCCAUCACAAUAUUUACUUUGUAAUACAAGUGUGUGUGAUUUAUACCUCAUAAAUAAAACAGUAGCUAAACAAUUUGUUUCGCUAAUUCAAGACGACCUGUUAAAAAAUGCAUCGCAUGUAAUGGAAGUGAAUUCAGGUUUAGGUUUCAUAACAGAAACAUUGCUUGAUAUUGGUGUUCCAUUUAUACACAUGUAUGAAAAGGAUAUGAUAUUUUUUAAAUCAUUAAAAAAGUUGUGUACUAAAUUUCCUGAAAAAGUAAGUUUAACAAAAGCUGAUCUUUUCAAUUUAUCAAAAUUAAUGUAUACAGAGCACAAUAAUGCUCAUGCAUAUGAUUUAUUAAAAUUUGUACAACAAAAACAAUGGAAUGAAGAAAGUUGUAUGCAAAUAAUUGGUACAUUAAACAGAUCAAUGUUUCUGAGACAUUUAAUAUUAAGUGCAGUCUUUAGAACAUGUUUUAUGAUGUAUGGACGAUCAACAUUUUACCUUGCCAUACCACCAUCGAUAUGGAAUAAAUUUACAACAACUAAUAAUGCACUGGGUUAUACCCAGAUUAUGUUUGAAACAAUAUUUGAUUACCAUGUUCUUGGAGAAUUAGAUAGAAAAGCAUUUAUACCAUGGAACAAAUAUAUUAGGAAACAAGUACAAAUGAAAACUUCAACAUUAUAUAAAGGGAAAGAGAAACAUGUUAAAAAUUUAUCUAUUCUUUAUGUUGUCAAAAUUGAACCAAAACGUGAAAUACCUGUAAUCUGUUUUGGUAAAGAAGAUUUAAUAUAUUUUUGGUAUUUUAUUCGACAUUAUUUUUACAAACCAUCAGUGCGAGUGAUACCUUCAUUAGAAAAAUUGGUACCAGGUUGUGGUAUACGAUUGAUAGAGAAGGAUUUGAACGUGUUCACUCAGUUCAAGGAUUUGAGUAUUAAGGAAGUACACAAUCUCUUUUUACAAUUUCGAACCUGGCCAGAAUUUGAAGGAAGCAUUUUUACAUUGAAUGCAGCUGAUGUUAAAAAAUCAUACAUUAAUUAUGUACAGGCAGAACCAGAGGAUCAUGAUGUUCACAACAACAGUGAAUGGAGAGAACCUGAGAGUGAAACAUACGAAUUAUGAAUUAUGUUUUAUUCAUAAUAUAUCAGUCAUGUUUGUAGUUAUUGUAAACAAAAUAAAAAAUUCUAAUUAUAUAGUAAAAUUGAUUGAAGUAUAAUAUA